Cydia strobilella is the source of this 2452-nucleotide messenger RNA. Its product is annotated as peroxisomal membrane protein 11C-like. The record is from RefSeq and is a predicted model, not a curated record. Gene Ontology annotation, cellular component: peroxisomal membrane. The transcript is spliced from 5 exons. Gene Ontology annotation, biological process: peroxisome fission. NCBI's taxonomy places the organism in Eukaryota, Metazoa, Arthropoda, Insecta, Lepidoptera, Tortricidae. The coding region runs from base 204 to 899 and encodes 231 amino acids.
AACGUCAAAAUCAGCUGUAUCGUAACCUUUCGAAAUCAAGGCCUACGCAGUCGGUGAAUGGAGAAAUGAAUCCAGUUAUCAAGAUAAAUGUGCGCUAUCGGCAGUACGGCGAUCGGCUCCGCGAGUAUAUUCGAUAACACUUCGCGCGAGACUUUCGCCUCGUGUCAGGAUUAGAAAAUAUUAAGUGUAUCAAGUGUGGCACAAUGUCUUCGGUUGUUGAAGAUAUUUGUGAACUUUUAGACAGUUAUAAUGGACGGGACAAGGUGGUCAGGCUAGCCUGCUACACACUCAAACUGUAUGGCUGUAUAAAGGGCGAGAAGCCAUGGCAGACGGCAGGCUCGCGGCUGUCCAACGCGCGCAUGAUGCUGCGGCUCUUCGACGAUAUACCCAUGAUACGACACACUUACAGCUACGGGCUGGGCCGCCAUGAGUCAUCAACAAUGGCCGCGGCGCUCGGCGUCCUCGCCAACAUGGUUGACCAAGCCUUCCUGCCCGUGGAGAAGGCCUGCUGGCUGCAAGAAGUAGGCGUCUUGAAAUUGUCUCAAGAAACGGCGGAGCGACUAGAUAUCGUCAGUACGGCGCUGUGGGCAGCAAGUCUCUACAUAUCAUUGCUACAAACCGUCCGCGGCAUUCGUCAGCUAUGGUGGAGUCGCGACUGUCUGCGGCACUCUUCUGAGGGCGGGGGCUCCGAGGCGCGCCGGAACCUUGACGUGCGGCUCACAUUGCAGGCUGUUACUGCAGGUAAACUCCUCCUAGACAUAACGCACGCUGUGAGCUGCCUACCAGAAGGCUGGCUGUGGGGCGAGCGCGUCGACAGCACCAAGGUCGCCGCCAUCGCCACCACGAGCUCCCUCAUCGGCAUCGCUAUGUACUUCGCUAAGAAACGACUAUUGAAGUGAAGGUAGACUGGGUUAGAAGGGCCUGUCAGUUAAAACAAAUUUGACAGUUCCGAACAACUGACAGGCCGAUAUCGUCCGGCGGACUGGUAAUCAAUGGGCCCCUUAAGAUUAAGAUUAGGAAGGUAUCCUCAAUUAUAAUAAUAGUAUUGCAGAGCCAUCUAGCGAGUUUCCCAAAGUGGUUAAAAUAGAUGGCGCUGUACUUUAAUUUCCUAGCCAUUUUGGCAUGACUGCUUAUGUGAUGAGGCCCGUGGCGUUAUAGAAUUAUCAUCAGUCUUAUCUGUUUAAGUCACUACUAUAUAUCUACCAUCUUUAGAUACCUUUACAAUUACAAUAAUAUGUUUAAUGCGCUAAUGUGUGUAUAACCAUAGGAAAUGGUUGAAAUGUAUUAUUUUUAUACAUUUGCUGGAUUUUAUUUUAUAUGAAAUUGCCUAAAUUGGAAAGAAUAGGUAUAAUUAUUACCUAGCACCAUCUCACCAAUCCUUUAAAAGUAAUUUGGAAUCGUGGCUACUUACAAAAACCUUUUAUACUCUUAACGAAAUGAUGGAAUUGCCACUGACUAUGUAAUAAUUUUAUAUUUUAAUUCAGAAAAACUGACAUUACUAUGCUGCGUAUAUUUCGUACUUAUGUACUCUGUAAUGUGGAAUUUGUAUAUUUAUUGUACAAAAUUGUAUUUGACGUGUAUCAGUAUACUACCAAUAAAGAAUAUCUUAUCUUAUCUAGGUAUAAUUUAGUGGGAUGGUAAUGUCAAAAAGGUAUCAAAAUUGUAAUGUUAAGGAGUUAUUAUUUCAGCCGUAACUGCAGUGAAAAAGUUAAUUUUCACAAUUUUUGGGGUAGAAAAACAUGUUUCCAUUUUAUUGUAUUUACUUUUAGGGUAAACUACCUAAAGAUUGGCCCUUUAAAGUGCUGUCAUAAAGCCAGGAUUAAAAGUUACCACUGCUACCUUAAAGUAAGGUUUAGGGGCCUGAGAGGCCUCAUUAUAGGAGAGCCUAUAUUUAGCUGGGCGGAGUUUUUCCCUAUAAAAUAGACCUGUAGGCCGAUGAUAAAUAAAAAUAUCCUAAAGUCACUUACGGGUUAAGUUUUUUACUAUAUAGUGUUGAAUUUAUACGAAGCAUUUGUAUUUUGUAUUGUAUACGAGCGCGGUAUUCAGCAGCAUAAAUUCAGCGAGUAAUUAUGGCUAAGUACUUAGUAUCUACAUAUGUAAUGUUUAUUUUCUUGUUGGACUUAUACACGGUGGCUAAAAAAUAAGUGUAUUCCCGUUGCCAUUUUCUAUGGUACCAUAGUAAAAGUUGCUCAGUAUAAUACCAUAACCUCCCUGGCAACGGGAACGCACUUAUUUUUUAGCCACCCUGUAAAGAGAAAAUACAAAGCGUUAUGUUAACACACUAGGUAUUUUGCCCGUUGUGUAUUUCGUUUCUGAGCGUAGUGUAUUUACGUAUCUACAUUUAUUACUACAUAGCUGUUUAAACAUUUUUAUUACACAUUAAGUUUUAUGUCCUAAUGUUAUCUAAUAUAUGAAAUGAUAAAUCCAAAUUAUGUAGUACCUGAUAACUGAA